AUGUUGUACAACCUAAUGAUUCUCGGCAUGUCAUGGAUCUUGACUGAGAUGGUUCAUAGUGGAAAGGAACAUGAGUCUAAUGCUCAAACCGUUAGCAUAGUAAGGAUUUGGAAAUAUUCGAUUUUCCUAUGCCUAAACUAUGUUUUAAACGGUUUGUGUGACUCGUUGUGGGAAUCUUUGGACCUGAAGUAUAAAAGUGAUGACGCUAAGGAAAAAAUGUUUGUCAUCAACCGAUUACUUGAAUACAAGAUGGUGGAUUCAGGGAUUGUCCUAAGUCAAGUUGACGAAGGAACGAUCGUGAGUGAAGCCUUUCAAGUGGAACCUAGUAUCCAUUUGUUGCCUUUGGGCAGAAAGGACUUCAAGAAGCAAUUCUAUGGAAUAUGCUUCAAUUGUGGCAUUAUGGGCCACAAGUGGACUGAUUGUAAAGCACUUAAGAGGAUGAAUGAUUAUUCGGAAUCUAAUGUGGUGUGGGUCAAUCAGAAUGAGUCUGAAAUCAUCCUUUCGGCAAUGGUGACCGAGGUAAACCUGGUUGGUUCGAACCAAACGGAAUGGUUCAUUGAUAAGGGUGCGACCCGAUAUAUGUGUUUCAACCGUGAGUUGUUUACUACCUUCGAGACGACUAAUAGUGGGAAUGUAUGUAUGGAAAACUCUGCUCAGUCUACUGUGGAAGGCAUGGGCAAAGUGGUUCUCAAGAUGACCUCUGGAAAGAGCUGA
Messenger RNA from Ipomoea nil (Japanese morning glory), 714 nucleotides. RefSeq lists its product as uncharacterized. The coding region runs from base 1 to 714 and encodes 237 amino acids. The transcript has a single exon. NCBI's taxonomy places the organism in Eukaryota, Viridiplantae, Streptophyta, Magnoliopsida, Solanales, Convolvulaceae. The record is from RefSeq and is a predicted model, not a curated record. Gene Ontology annotation, molecular function: nucleic acid binding; zinc ion binding.